AUGACAAAAUAUUUUAUCGUAUUUGUUCGUCACGGUGAAAGCACAUCCAACGCAGAUAAAAUAUUUACUGGAUGGUUAGAUCCGGAAUUGACCGCUAAGGGUGUUCAGGAAGCACACAGUGGGGCUGAAUAUUUGAAAGAAGCUAAGAUAGAAUUUAAUGUGGCGUACACCUCAGUUUUAAAAAGAGCUAUUCACACAUUAGACAUUAUAUUAGAUGACUUGGAUUGUGUAUUCCUUCCAGUGUACAAAUGUUGGCGGCUGAAUGAAAGACACUAUGGCGCGCUUCAGGGAAAAAACAAGAUUAAGACUGUCAAGAAAUUCGGUGAAAAUCAAGUAUCUAUUUGGAGGAGAUCUUAUGACAUUCCCCCUCCAAUGCUGGAAGAAUCUGACUUGUACUCAAAUGACAAAAGAUACUCAAAUUUUGCCAAAGAUUUACUUCCACGCGGAGAAAGCUUGAAAAUGUGUUUGGAUCGUGUGCUGCCCUCCUGGUGUGACGAAUUGUUACCGGCAAUGAAACGAUAUGAAAAUGUUUUAGUUGUUGCUCACGCCAAUUCAAUAAGAGCCAUACUGAAGCAUAUUUUAAAUUUACAAGAAAAAGAAAUCGUUGAAUUGGAAAUUGCUACCUGCGUUCCUAUUCUUUUUGAAUUCGAUGAAAAACUCAACUUAAAAUCUCAUAAAUACUUACCGUUUAGAAAAAAUUUUUACACACCUUCCGAAGCGACAUUAAACUUAUCUGAAGAAGAAGUAGAAAAAUGGAGAAAAGAAAAUAACAUUAUGAUCCUAACGAAAAACCUUGACAUUAGACCCGUCUUUACUUUCGAAGACGCAGGUUUCCCAAGCCAGGUUAAUCAGUGCAUUAAAAAAGCUGGUUUCGAAAAGCCAUUUCCUAUUCAGUCUCAGUCAUGGCCUAUCAUUAUGAGUGGACAUGAUUACAUUGGAAUUGCUGAAACAGGUUCAGGUAAAACCCUGAGUUUUUUGCUCCCUGCUGUAAUUCAUGUUCUUGACCAGCCGCCUAUCCGUAAAUUUGAAGGACCUGUAGCUUUAGUCUUAGCCCCUACUAGAGAACUCGUAGAACAAAUUCGAGAAUGUGCAGUAGAAUUUUGUCCAAGAAUGCGCUGUGUUGCUUGUUAUGGUGGUGCUUCUCGAAUGACACAAUCUGAUGCUUUGAAAAGAGGUGUAGAAAUAGUUAUUGCGUGCCCAGGAAGACUUAAUGACUUUAUCUCUGCUUCAAAGAUCUCAAUGCGUAGAGUAACUUAUUUAGUUUUGGAUGAAGCUGAUCGCAUGCUUGAUAUGGGAUUUGAAAUGCAAAUCAGAACUAUUAUAGACGGAAUACGUAAAGAUCGUCAAAUGUUAUUUUUCAGCGCAACAUGGCCUAAAGAAGUUAGAUCUCUGGCUUUGGACUUAUGUACCAAUGAUCCUGUUCAUGUCCAAAUUGGAUCUUGCGUUUUAAAAACUUCUGACAACGUUGUUCAGCAUACUUUAUUACUGAAUGAAUCAGAAAAACUGAAUAAACUCUUUGAAUUGUUGCAAAAACUCCACGAAGAAGAUAGCAAACAAUUAAUUAUUAUUUUUACCGAGACCAAAAAAUCGUGUGACUUUAUUACUAGCGAGCUUCGAGGCUCUGGUUAUUCAGCUUUAUCAAUUCACGGAGAUAAAAGCCAAAGUGAAAGAAAGUACGUUCUAGACGAAUUCAAAAGCGGCAGAACAAACAUUUUAUGUGCAACAGAUGUCGCUUCUAGAGGUCUUGACGUUAAAAAUGUAAAAGUUGUAAUCAAUUACGACAUGCCUUUACAAGUAGAAGACUAUGUACACCGUGUAGGUAGAACUGGAAGAGCUGGCGCUACCGGUGUCGCAUAUUCUUUCUUUUCAGAUAAAAACCGAGGAAUUGCUAAAGAUUUAGUUAAUAUCUUAAAUGAAACUAAACAAGAUGUACCUCAAGCAUUACUUGAAAUGGCCAAGAAACCAUUCGAUAACAGAUUUUCUCGUUUUGAUAGUAGUGUAUAG
Dermatophagoides pteronyssinus (European house dust mite) is the source of this 2004-nucleotide messenger RNA. Its product is annotated as DEAD-box ATP-dependent RNA helicase 20-like. NCBI's taxonomy places the organism in Eukaryota, Metazoa, Arthropoda, Arachnida, Sarcoptiformes, Pyroglyphidae. The record is from RefSeq and is a predicted model, not a curated record.